AAUAGCCCGUUGGUUUAUUAUGAAAGUCAUUACCGGAAGCUGCACUCCUUCAUUGAAGCUGCCGCCGCUCUCUGUUUCGCUCACACUCCGCUCGCGCUGACAGUCUGCCCCCGGGUACAGGCUCUCUGGGACGGAUUCAGUCAACGCUUCAACCCGGCGUCUGGUUCUUCGGACUUUCUAUUUUUAAGAUAUCUUCAGCAGUCUGCACUGUGUUGAAGACGUCAGAACUCACCUGAAAAGCAGCAAGUGAACACGAAUGAAGUGUUUUUUUUUCUCUCCCUCCGGUCAGCUUCAGUCGGUGUAUGCUGAACGAGUUUGAGCGUCCAUCUCAGUUUGUCACUUUUUUUGAAUUUCUUGCUGGGUCCAGUUCUGUGGGUGAAAGUUUUAACCGGAGACUUUGAGCAUCAAAUAGUCCUGUAGUGUACCGGAGGAGAGCAGAAACCUCGACAACUGACAGGAUAACUAGCCGAGCUGCUACCAAUGGAGCCCCGACUGACAGAUAAUCUGAAGGUUGCGGUCAUCCUGAUCGUCCUCCUCUCUACAUGUUCAAGUGAAAAUGACCUUGACAUGAAGUUUUGCGGCACUUGGCGCCAUGGCAAGGGCAACCUGAACCUCAGUGGCAACGUCUCCCCAGGCUGUGAUGGCAUCUCAAUCUCAGCCAAUAAAACCACUCUGUCCAUCAAUGGGAAGAUCACAGCCCAGUGCAAGUGGUCUGAUGUAAUUUCCCUCAAGAAGUUUGGAUUUGAUUCAGCCGAGGAAAGUUUCUUCUGUCUGUACUGGGAGCCACUGCUGGACCAGUUAAGGCUGCAGUUCAGAGAAAAGCACUUUACUCUGUGCUGGCCUGCCAGCCUGCAGGGCCGCUGCUGCACGGAUCUGUCUCAUGGCGCCAACACGGCCGAAGCACGUUAUGGCAUCAUCAAUGGAACGGUCAAAACUGAUCAAGUCACCAGCAAAACACUUAUGGCCUACACGUUUAAUGGAACAUACAUCAACUGCUCGGAAUUAUGUGAUCAAGCAAGCCAGGGAUCCAGCCAUGUCAAGAUGAUCAAAGACGUUAUGGAGAGGUCCUUGGUUGAAGCCAUUGUUGAGCAUCCCUGCGCUCGCAGCUCUGAGGUGGAGAUGAAGAAGGAUUUCAGAGGCUACAACCUGACAUCGCCUAUCACUAAAGUUGUGUCUGCAGAGUCCCCUAUCACUGUCCAGAUCCCCGUCGCUCUAAAACAAGCCGCAAAACACACCAACAAAGUAGUCUGCACUUUCUUCAAAAACAACUCCCUGUUCCAGGAGGGAGACAAAGUGGGCAGGAUUCUUGACGAUGUCGUGGGAAUCACUGUGGAGAAUGAGGUCAUCACUAAUCUGCCUGAGCCAAUUCGGAUAGGCUUUCACCAUGAUGUCAUACCUAAAACACAUUCAAGGAAAUGUGUUUCAUGGGACACCAGGACAGAUCCGAUGCAGGUCAAGUGGUUAGUAAACGGAUGUGAGACACGUCAGCGAGGAGCGAAUCACACAGAGUGCCUCUGCAACCACCUGACGUACUUCUCUGUGCUUGUGCAACUGGAGCCUCGCCCAGUGUGCCACCUCCUGGCACUGACCACCAUUACAUCUCUGGGCUGUGCUGUGUCUGUGAUCAGCUGUGUUGCUCUUAUCGUUUUUCUCUGCAGGAAGAGCAGGCGAUCUAAGGAGCAGUCCAUACCCAUCCACUUGGGCUUAACUGUCUCUCUUGCCUUCCUCAACCUGCUCUUCUUCUUUACUGGGGUCCUGGCCAACGUGGGAGGGGAGAGGGUGUGCGCCUGGGUGGGGGCAGGCCUCCACUACACCCUGCUUAGCUCCUUCACCUGGAUGGGCAUAGAGAUUUUCCACACCUUCUGGUUGGUCUACGUGGUUUUCAACCCCUCGCCAAAGCCCUAUGUGUGGAACCUAGUCGGUUUUGCUCUCCCUGCUGUGCCCAUUGUCAUCCUGGCUGCAGUGGGUGACAUUUAUGGAGUGAGAGAGGUGCUGCCAUGUGAUGACCUAUCCAGUCCUUAUCUGAUGUGCGGGAUGAAAGGUAACUACAGUGCCUUGCUGGCCCACUACUUCACCAACAUCACAAUGUUGGCCAUCCUGGUGUCCUCGGGCUUUGUGAUGCUCUUCCUGGUCUAUAGGGAGAUACGCAACAGGGAAGAAUGGAGGCAGAACCAGGUGGCUUUUCUCAGCAUCUGGGGCCUCAGCUGCCUCUUUGGGACAACUUGGGGUCUGACCUUCCUGAAUUUUGGACCUCUCUCUGACUUGGUUAACUUCCUCUCCUGCAUCCUCAACUCUUUUCAAGGCUUCUUCCUGAUGUUGCGGUUCUACAUGCUGGACUGGAUGCGGAAAAAGGCUGGUGGCUCUGCUCUAGGCAGCACCAGCACCGGAUCUACCAGACAACACAUGCUACAGGACAAGAGUUAGAUGGAAAUCUUAUAGAAGUCAGUGAAAAAAUAGAGAAGAAUGUGGCAUCACUGUCUAUUAGCACCAGCUUAUCAAGUUAAAUGGCCUUGAUCAGUCAUUAAUGUGGGUGUAAAUUGUGUAGAGCCACAGAUGGUACUCACAAGUGUAAAGCAUAUGGCUGGAGAGUAGAAAUAUAAUUAACAGCUUGCUGGAAGUAUUUUAAUCAACCCCAUCCUUUUAAAACAGGUUUAAAAAGAUAUUUGAUUACUUGAUUUUUCUUCUCUGGGACAGUGGAGAAGAGAUGACACCAUCACUCAGGAACUCAUAAUAUAGGCCUGGAGCCUAUAUUUACAGAAUACCUAGACUGGGUCUAUUUAUAGAAGGGAAAGAAUCUCUUUGAGAGUUUAAAUUGUAAGCUGGGAAUGAAGUUAAGCUUUAUUUCCAGAUGGAAACAUAGGGAAGUUAUAUGACUGCAGGUUACUUUGCUGUGAUUUCCAUUCUAUUGUCUGUAAAGAAAAACUAUAUAAUGUAAUAUACUAUAUAUAUUAUUAUUGAAGUUCUCCUUGAACCUCGGAUAAGCUUUUUAUUUUAAAUUUUGUACUGUGUAAGUAUUUGUUUUAUAGCUAAUUUUAAGACUUUUAAAGUAGCACUUUAGGUUUUCAAUAAAAAAAAGUACUUAUAGAACCUCAAUGAGUUGCUGUUGUAUUGCUCUGAUAUGCAUAAUAGAAGAUAUUUCAUAUACAGUAUGAAUGCAUUGUAAAAUAAUAGCUGAAUGUUUUAUAAUAGACUCCAGGAUGAUUCCAUAUCUUUUCCAGACUGUAUUCACACCUUUAGUUAAAAAUAAUGAACAUAAUAAUGAUCAGGUCUUCACCUUCAAAAUGGACCAAAAUGUAUUAGUUAGUUAAAUUAAACUUAAUUUGAACAUUCAUUUCAUCCUCAGCUGAACACAUGAGCUUUUAGAUACUGUGAUAUUUGCACUUUUUAUGUCACUCAAAUGAUGUAUAUAUGUGUGUUUGUAUAUAUUUAAGUUUUUGUGGCUUUAUAUAAAGUAUUAAUAAACGAAA
This is a messenger RNA of Dicentrarchus labrax (European seabass), 3467 nucleotides long. Its product is annotated as adhesion G-protein coupled receptor G5. Gene Ontology annotation, cellular component: membrane. Gene Ontology annotation, molecular function: G protein-coupled receptor activity. The coding region runs from base 481 to 2424 and encodes 647 amino acids. Lineage: Eukaryota; Metazoa; Chordata; Actinopteri; Moronidae. The transcript has 15 exons. The record is from RefSeq and is a predicted model, not a curated record. Gene Ontology annotation, biological process: adenylate cyclase-activating G protein-coupled receptor signaling pathway; cell surface receptor signaling pathway.